Messenger RNA from Sinocyclocheilus anshuiensis, 2114 nucleotides. RefSeq names its product olfactomedin-like protein 2B. Bases 1 to 2088 code for a protein of 695 amino acids. The record is from RefSeq and is a predicted model, not a curated record. The transcript has 8 exons. Lineage: Eukaryota; Metazoa; Chordata; Actinopteri; Cypriniformes; Cyprinidae. Gene Ontology annotation, biological process: signal transduction.
AUGGAAUUAUUGUUGUUUAUUUUUUGCUGUGGCGCAUUUUGUUUGACACGAGCCAAUCUGAUGGAGCAACAGACUGCUGACAAUAUAGACAACCGUUCAACUCUAGAAGAUGAAAUGGACAAUCAAGAAAACAUCUUAACACAGCUCAUUGGGGACUAUGAUAAAGUUAAGACUCUGUCUGAGGGCUCAGACUGUCAGUGUAAGUGUGUAGUAAGGCCUCUGAGCAGGAGUGCAUGCAAGCGCAUUGAAGAGGGCCAUGCCAAGCCUGAGGACUUCUACACAGUGGAGACCGUCACUGCAGGACCCAGCUGUAAGAAGUGUGCCUGCAUCGCCCCUCCCUCUGCCCUAAAUCCCUGUGAGGGAGACUUCAGGUUUAAGAAGCUGCAAGAGGCGGGACGGGAUGAUGUAAAGCUCUCAACCAUAAUGGAACUGCUAGAAGGAGCAUUUUAUGGGAUGGACUUGUUAAAGCUUCACUACAUCACAACAAAACUUCUGGAACGGGUUGAUAAUAUAGAGAAUUCGUUUUCCGGAAACCUGACAAAAGAGAAAGUGAGCGUGAAAGGUGAAAAAAAGGAAGGGAAGGGGCCUCGCUCCAACCAACGGCAAGAGAAGAGGAAACAUCUCAGCGUGCUGGAGCCCUCACUGCAGAAGAAUGCGGCAGCUGCUUUUGCUCACACUGAGAGGAAAUAUGAGGAGAAGUUUGUUGGGAGUCAGGGCUCCAGCAAACCUGUGCUGAAGCGAAGCAACUCUGAGGGUCAGGAGGAGAAGCAUAAACCUGCAAAGACCAAAGCCGGUCCCAAUGGCAUGACCAUCAAAAGCAUGACCUUCUACAAGGCCAACACAAUGGAGGACAGCGAAGGGGAAGAGCACACCACAGCAGCACAUGAGGUUGUGAGUGGCGAUGGCUCGGUGGAUUUAAUAAUUGAAGACCAGCUCCAUAAGCAAGAGCCGCCUGCAUCUGUUACAAGACCUGCAACCGCUGCGACAGUGACCCAGACACCGUCAACAAACCUCAACACACAGAAUGAAGACCCUACUGCUGCAAACAUGCCAAAUGUAACAAGACAAACUGAAGAAGAGACUGUAAAAGCCGAGAAGUCAAGCACAAUUACAACAACAAGGGCAAUCCUGCCAACCUCAUUGCCUUUAACUACCAUAAUGUCACCAAGCACCAAUGCAGCAACCACCGCAACUCCUCUUGCAGUGCCACAGCUGGCCAGUGUUACAGCACCUGCAAAGAAGUCCAAACUUAGCUGGGAUGAAGCUACAACUCAAACAAGCACACAGCCUCCAAAGAAGAACAAAGAACAAGAGAUCUGCAAGGACACAUUAGCAAGCAUUGCUGAUCCUGUUACACACAACACAUAUGGAAAAAAUGAAGGUGCAUGGAUGAAAGACCCAAAGGGCAAUGGAAAAGUUAUAUAUGUGACUGACUACUACUAUGGAAACCAGCUUCUGGAAUUCCGUGAUAUGGACACCUUUAAACAAGGGCAGUUUAGCAACUCCUACAAACUCCCCUAUAACUGGAUUGGCACUGGCCAUGUGGUCUACGGUGGCUCUUUCUUUUACAAUAGAGCCUUUUCUCGUGAUAUAAUCAGGUUUGAUCUUCGUCUCCGGUAUGUAGCAGCCUGGACCACCCUUCAUGACGCAGUAUUAGAGGAGGAGGAGGCACCCUGGAGUUGGGGAGGACAUUCAGACUUUGACUUUGGUGUGGAUGAGAGCGGGUUAUGGUUAGUGUACCCAGCUCUGGACGAAGAAGGAUUUCACCAGGAAGUGAUCAUCCUGAGCAAGCUCCGACCUUCUGACUUACAGAAAGAGAAGAACUGGAGGACGGGCCUGAGGAGGAACUACUACGGAAACUGCUUCGUCAUCUGUGGCGUUCUGUACGCCGUCGACAGUUUCCAGCACACACAGGCCAAUAUUUCCUAUGCAUUCGAUACGCAUACACACACCCAGAUGAUUCCCCGCCUCCCUUUUGUAAACAACUACACCUACACCACACAAAUCGACUACAAUCCUAAGGAACGUAUGCUAUAUGCAUGGGACAAUGGCCAUCAGGUGAGCUACGAUGUAACAUUUGCUUAUUAACUGUAAUUUAAACACUUUAUUAAGGU